This is a messenger RNA of Plectropomus leopardus (leopard coralgrouper), 2010 nucleotides long. RefSeq names its product CD79a molecule, immunoglobulin-associated alpha (gene cd79a). NCBI's taxonomy places the organism in Eukaryota, Metazoa, Chordata, Actinopteri, Perciformes, Serranidae. Gene Ontology annotation, biological process: B cell differentiation; B cell receptor signaling pathway. The record is from RefSeq and is a predicted model, not a curated record. Gene Ontology annotation, cellular component: external side of plasma membrane; B cell receptor complex.
GCCACAGCAGUGAAGACUGGGAUCAGUAUUGUUUAAACAAUUUUCCCUGCAGUAUUUUGGUACAUUUUUUUGAUCUCCAGAUCAAACAUUCAUGAUCGCAAUGGGCACAGUGACAAACUUUCUCCUCUGCAGCUUUGUUGUGGGUAUUGCUCAGAGUGAGGUGAUUUUACAUCCGGACAAGCCAUUUGAGAGGGUGAAGGUCCUUAACCAAGUUAAGCUGAGGUGCUGCUACUCUUCACCAACCACCAGACCGUCAGAAAUCACUUGGAUAAAACGCAGUUCCAACAAAACCCAGGCUCUACGUGCUGUGGAGCUUUCGGACUUUGUGAUUAAAAGAAGGGCAAAACUCUCUGUCAAUUUCUCCUGUUCCACCCUAACCUUCCAGCGAGUCCAGCUGGAGGACACCGGGAUGUACCAGUGUUGGCUGAAUGACAGUAAACUCCUCUCCCAUGGCACCUACCUGCAGGUCUACAAGCACUUGGAGAAGACGCUAAACCUCAAGGAAAGCACCAAAAACAAGAUCCUGACGGCUGAAGGAGUCUUACUGCUACUGUGUGUUCUUGGGCCCUCUAUCACUUUUCUCUUCAAGUCAAAGAGACUAAACCAACUGGAGAAGAAGAAAGUGAAAAAGGAAGAGGAAAACAUAUAUCAGGGGCUAAAUCUGGACGAAUGUUGGUCAACGUAUGAUCAGAUCGAGCGUGCCCAGACACAUGGCCCGUACCAGGAUGUGGGCAACGUAAAGGAAGAAGAGGAGCCGAUCCAGCUGGAGAAACCCUGAGGGAAAGUGGAAAAAUAGAGUAAAGGGAGGAAGAAAGGGAGAGUGCUGAGUCUAUUUUGAGAGCCAAUGUUUCACUGUGUGAUAUUUGAAUAUUAGGUUCAUUCUUUGCCACACACAGUUUUGUACAUAACCUGCGGUUGCAGUUUCAGCAUCUGAUAACAUAUUGAUUAUUUAGCUUGUUUAAGUUGAGAUUGAGAAUUGUUUUUUGACUGUGGGAACAGCAGCUGGCAAAACAGUCUCACAACAGGGUCCGCUCAGUCACGGCUUUAGCCAGGAUAAUAGAGGCCAGAAGUCCAAGAUAGUUUUGAUGCGACAUACAUCCUAAUGUUUAGUGUGUUAAAUUGAAGGACACUGAGUCUAUAAAAAUAAUCAUAUCUGUCUUUUAUAUGUAUAACUUAAAAUGGCUAAAUGUAAACAACCCUUCAGUUACCCUAAUUACACAACAACAACAACAACAACAGCAGCAACAGCAACAACAGAGGACUUGUUUUCUCGGUGUACCCAAAUAGUAGUUGCAGCCUUGCACUCAGUUGCUGUUCUGACCUUUCAAACAUAACUUGGUGCAUCUUUUAAACAGGGGUGUCGCACCAAAUUCUGGGCCCUAUUCGUAAGCAAUCUCUGUGGGCACCCCGCCCUUCCUUUCUUGAUCUAUGUCUCUCUCUAGCACCUUUUGAUUUUUUUUUACAGCCAGUUUUUUAGUUUUCAUUCUUUAACUUUCUUUUCUUUUCUUUUUUUUCCUUUUGGAAAAGAAAAACCCUGAUUUCUCUUCAUAGAUAUGAUAUGAUUGUGUGUGUUGGUGAUCCAGCAGUUUAUGAAGAGGGGCCUCAGAGAGCUUCCACUAUUCUGUGGAACGCAGUCUUUAUACCAAUUUAUUCUGCCAAUUAUAAUUUAGUAAUGACAGUAGUUACUCUAUGUAGAAAUAAAAACCUGUUAACAAAACAAAACUUUCCAUGCCAGGGUCAAAGUGCUUAGAAAAAAAUGGUAACACCUAAAAUUUCAUGACAACCAAGCAGCUCCAUCUGCUGAGACUGUGUGAUGCGUUCAAAAGCUCCAGAAUAUAUUCUGAGUCGAGUAUGUGGUGAGAUUGUUUUGCCAUCAUUUUAUGUUCACCAACAAAAAAAAAUCUAUGAAAAUGAAUUUCUUGAAUUUUACUUAAUGACUCUAUGAUGUGUGACAAUCUAUUUGCUUCCUGCCAUUGCUUAAAGAAUAAAGUUGUGUAAAAGAAAAAAAAA